Actinia tenebrosa (Australian red waratah sea anemone) is the source of this 483-nucleotide messenger RNA. RefSeq lists its product as uncharacterized. The record is from RefSeq and is a predicted model, not a curated record. Lineage: Eukaryota; Metazoa; Cnidaria; Anthozoa; Actiniaria; Actiniidae.
UGAGUUCAACUUGGUUUUGAACACUUUCAACUAAAGACGAAUUCGGCUCAAGACAGUUGGUUAUGAUGAACUCUAAACUGGUACUGCUCAUUUUUCUUGGCCUGUUUGUUGUAAGCCAAGCCAAGUCAUUGCGUAAUUAUUAUGAUCCCGAGGUAAAACCUUCCCUUUCCCCGAACCCUGCAGGUUUACUUGAAGAACUUGUUUCUUCUCCAACAAACAAGUGGAAGCAAAUCUAUGGAAAGCGAGUUCUAUCUUUCCAAGGCUCAAAAGGCAAUUUGAAGACACCGGUUCCCGACUCGCUAUAUACAGUUAAACCUGCAUAUGGUAUCAUAUGGUAUAAUAAAGUAGGCCGCCUGCCCAAAGCUUAGUACUUCCGCAAUUAUAUUCCUAGCGAAUAAAAGCAACCUUAUCUUAUGUUGUAAUGAUAGUGUUUUUUGAAAUGCUUGAAUAAAAUAAACAAGGCUGAUCAUAUGGAACCUUUAA